This is a messenger RNA of Siniperca chuatsi (mandarin fish), 2574 nucleotides long. It is a transcript of the gene grtp1a, whose product is annotated as growth hormone regulated TBC protein 1a. NCBI's taxonomy places the organism in Eukaryota, Metazoa, Chordata, Actinopteri, Centrarchiformes, Sinipercidae. The record is from RefSeq and is a predicted model, not a curated record. The transcript has 8 exons. The coding region runs from base 639 to 1694 and encodes 351 amino acids.
AGUAGGAUGUUACGAGAAUCACUCGAAAGCAGCAUUAGAGUCUGAUUGACGUGUGUGUCCUGGGACAAACGUCACAAGUCCGAAUCUUCCACGGAGAAACGUUACUCCGGACAAGAAGUGGGAGUGACUUUUACUUGGAUUGCAUUGGAUAGCAUUCAUCUAGUCGUUAUGUUUGGAUGUUUUUCUUAGAGAUACGGGCCAGUUGGUUGUACUCCGAGGAGAACUGCGGGACCAGCAGCAGGUGUAUGUGGAUGGCGAUAAAACUCCAGGCAAACUCCGCUCUCUCCUCACGGCUUGGACAUCGGCGGAUCGAUAAAAUAUUUCAAGAGUCGAACUAAAACGACUGCUUGGUUCGGGGUAAAGCGUAAGAAUGCUUUUCACGGCUUUCCCUUUUCGAGAAUAGCAUGUUAAUCCCAGGAAAAAGCAGCGUAUUAUCCCGUUUUUCCGCACGCAAACAUGGAGAAAGUUAAAAAUGAACGGUAAACGCUAAGUUACCUCAACUUAAACUGUGACCAAGACAUUCAUGUUUGUUGUAAACUUUUGCGUUGUUUUUGCCUUUUUGGAGAAACACAACACGGGUGGAUACAUGGUGACACUAGCACAGAUUCUGAGGAUAUCACUGGACAACUAGAGAGGCAAUGGAGAAGAAGAACAAGGCGACCAAUCGAACCCGCUCCGCCGACGGUAGAGCCAAAGACAGAGUGGACAGUGUGGAUCCAUAUGGCUUUGAGCGCUCAGAUGACUUUGAUUAUGAGUCAUACGAGGAGCUCAUGUCCGAGUAUCUAGUUGUGCUCACCCGACGAUCCAUCAAGUGGUCCAAACUACUGAAGGGCAAAAGCAAGGUGCAGAAGAAUUUAAAACUAAAGCGUUAUGUGCGUAAGGGGAUUCCCAAUGAGCACCGGGCUCUGAUCUGGAUGGCGGCCAGUGGAGCUCAAGACCAGCUAGAGAAGAACCCAGGAUACUACAAGUCCCUGCUCGGAGCCCAGCACGACCCCAAUUUGAUGGAGACCAUCUGCACAGACUUGAACAGAACAUUUCCAGACAACGUCCAGUUCCACAAGACUUCCAGCCCAUGUUUGCAGAAAGCUCUGUACAAUGUGCUGCUGGCUUAUGGUCACCACAACCCAACUGUGGGCUACUGUCAGGGGAUGAACUUCAUAGCUGGGUAUCUACUUAUCAUCACAAAAGAUGAAGAGAAAUCCUUCUGGCUGAUGGAUGCACUACUCGGUAGAAUUUUACCAGACUACUACAGCCCAGCCAUGCUGGGACUGAAGACGGACCAGGAGGUGUUAGGGGAACUGGUGAAACUUAAAAUCCCCAGAGUCUGGCAGACCAUGGUGGAACAUAAUGUCAUGUGGACCCUGGUGGUCUCCCGAUGGUUCAUCUGUCUCUACAUAGACGUCUUGCCAGUAGAGACAGUUCUGCGGAUUUGGGAUUGCCUGUUCUACGAGGGCUCUAAAAUCCUGUUCCGUGUAGCUCUGACACUGAUCCACCACAACCAGGCUCUGAUUCAACAGGCCCAGUCACUGCCAGACGUCUGCCAAAGCUUCAAGCAGAUCACCCAUGGACCAUUUGUUGAUGAAUGCCACACUUUCAUGCAGAAAAUCUUUGCUGAACCAGGAAGUCUCUCCAGGGUAACCCUGACUAAGCUGCGGGCGGCAUGUCGAUCUCGCAUCAUUGCAGAAGAAUCCUGAACCAAACUCGACCACUCAAUACACAUUCCAUAGGGAUGAGCGCCCAACAGCUCGUUUGCACCUCCAUAAUAUUUUUUUUUAACUGACUUUGUCACAGUGACUACUACAUACUGUGUAGUUUUUGUCUUAUACAUAUUUUGAGACGAUCAUACAGCCUAAAUGUAAAUAUAUGGUUAAAUGAGAAUAUUCUUAGCAAUGUGCUAUAUGAGCUGACGAUUCGAUUUGAAAUUAACAUGUAGAUUGUCUUCUUUUGCUAAAAUGUGGAAUUAUGCACUUUACUCCAGAAAGUCACAGACACUGUAGAGAAAAAAGCUUGGCAAUAAUCGGUCAGAUAACUGAUGUGUUUCGCACUGUAAGCACAGCCAAGAGGAACAUGCCUACUGUAUUUCACAUUGCAUGGUAAAUGUAUGAUUGACUGACAAAACUCCAUGCUGGCACUACCUGCUGUGGUAAUCGAAUGUGAAUCAUACUGAUUUCAUGACAUAUUUUUUUCAAACAUUUCAACAUCCAAUUCAUGUACUUAUUGGCUGUUUUCGGCAAAUGUCGUAGUUCCUGGCCUCAACCGUUAAUUCAAGUGCACUAUGAAGAAAUGCUGUAAGCAUAAUGGAAAGGGCUGCUCUCUUUUUCUAACAAAGGUGUGUCCAGUUUGUUCUGUGUUUGGGUUUUGUGGCCCUUUAAACUCUCAUAGUACUGAGAUUUUGUUGCAAUGGACAAAAAUAACAUUGGCGUUGCUCCCAGCUCAGAGUAUUCUGUGUAAUGUACACCUGGGUGAGCAGCUCAGAGUAAACAGCCGUGUUUAUUUCACACAAAACAAGAUGAAACAAAUCAUAAAGCUACUGUUGCAUGAAAUAGUCCAAAAAAUAAAAUAAUCAGUGCUGGA